Messenger RNA from Oncorhynchus keta (chum salmon), 4037 nucleotides. RefSeq names its product pentraxin-related protein PTX3. NCBI's taxonomy places the organism in Eukaryota, Metazoa, Chordata, Actinopteri, Salmoniformes, Salmonidae. The coding region runs from base 551 to 1900 and encodes 449 amino acids. The record is from RefSeq and is a predicted model, not a curated record. Gene Ontology annotation, biological process: innate immune response. The transcript has 5 exons. Gene Ontology annotation, molecular function: complement component C1q complex binding.
GAGCUAGGAUAGGAUGGGCUGGGGGCUGGUGCCGGGCUUGGCUGUGUACUGGGCUGUGCAGAACUAGGGGUAGGAUCUGAGUGUGUUUAUAUAGCCCAGGCAAACCCGCUCUCUGGCCCAUUCCCUCUAAGCCAGAGAAUACAACCCUACCAGGACCACUGGCAAGGGAUUGUUUAGCAUUUAACAAGAGAGAGAGAGAAAGAGAGAGCGAGACAAGAGAGAAAGAGAGAGAAAACAGAGAGCGAUAGAGUCAGAAAGAGAACAUACACAUAUAGAGGAAGCCAGAGAGAUAGAGUGGUCAACAGGGACACAUAGGAGGAAAGAUAGAGACAGAAAGAGAAAGAGGUCGAGAGAGAGACAGAGAGAAAGAAAGAGUCGAAGAAAUAGGUCUGAGAUAUUAAACACACAAUCCCAUUUACCUCUCUCUCAACAUACUCACACACAUUGUGAGACAGAGAGAAAGCAGACAAAACUCACCACACAAAGUCUCUGACAGAUAGAUAGACCUCAACACAGACAGACUCUCUGAGACAGACGGACGGCAAGCAGCAUGUUUCUGUGGCGGCUCCCCCAGGCAGCGUGUCUGGUGUUGGUGUGUGUGUCGCUGACUCUUGGGUACGAAGACGAUAUAGAGGUGAACUAUGGUGACAGCUACUACAACGAGAUCACAGAGGGAGAGCCACUGGAGCCCACAGCUACCCCAGCCCCAGGACCCUGUAAGGCUACAGACAUGACUAAAUGGGACAAGCUCUUCUCCAUGCUGGAGAACUCUCAGAUGAGGGAGAACAUGCUUCUGCAGUUCUCCGAUGACAUCAUCAAGGUGGAAUUGGGGUCGCUGCGUGGAGAGAUGCUAAGGUUCGUGGCUCAGUACGGAGGGGCCUGUGGCGUUGCGGUGGAGACCGCUGGGCGGAGGAUGUCCAUGCAGAUGGAGGCUCGCCUCAGGGAGAGCAUCGAGCAUCUCAGACAGGAUCGAAGCACUGAUGCUGGGAAUUCAGCUGGGAAUAGCCAUCAGGAAAAGCUGUUACAGCAGCUUCUAACUGCAAUGAGGACACAGGCUAUCCAACUUAUCAAGCUGGAAAACAUCUGCCUGAGUAAUCCAGAGGCUAAGGGGGAAAACUUGCAGCAGGAAGUGGCAUCAGCAGAGAUGCUGGUUGCCGUGGUGACAGAGCUGGCGAAGACGAGGGCAGUGCUAGAGCUUGCGCUCAAGUCGGCACAGCAACGACACCUGCCUGCAGGCUGUGAGACCGCUCUUCUCUUCCCUAUGCGUUCCCCUCGUAUCUUCUCCUCGGUGACACCAGACCUCCCUCUCUCCCUCUCUUCCUUCACCGUGUGCCUGUGGGCCAAGCCCGUCUCCGUCUCCAACAGAACCGUGCUGUUUUCCUACGGAACCAAACGGAACCCCUAUGAGAUACAGCUCCUUCUUAGCGGAACAAGGGCUCUCUUCACCGUGGGAGGAGAGGCUCACCUGGUGGAGGCACGGGGAGUGGUGAAAGGAGGAGGAGUUUGGACCCACCUAUGUGGGGCUUGGAGCUCUGAGCAGGGCAUAGCGUCACUAUGGGCCGAUGGACACAGAGUGGCAUUCACACCCGGGGUGGCCGAGGGCCACAUGUUACCGGAUGGAGGCUCACUCCAGCUGGGGCAGGAGAAGAACGACGGUGGGGUCUCUGGAGGGUCAGGUGGCAGUGGGAGUCAGAUGCCUGGGUUUGAGGGAGGCUUCGAUGCCAAGUUGGCAUUCGCUGGGAAGAUGACAGGGGUGAACAUGUGGGACCGUGUGCUGACGGAGGAGGAGAUAUCCCAGCUGGCUUUGCAAGACGGCGAGGGGUGUGAGCAGAGGGGGAAUGUAGUUGGGUGGGGCUUGACGGAGAUUGUGCCUCACGGGGGUGCUCAGUUCAUCAACUAACUCUGAUGACGUUUUCAUCAUCAUCAUCAUCAUCAUCAUCAUCAUCAUCAUCAUCAUCAUCAUCAUCAUCAUCAUCGUUUAAAUCAACUCUAUCAGCUUCAUCAUCAUAAUCCUCAUCAUAUUCAUCCUAAUCGUCAUAAUUUAAAUUAACUAUCAUUAUCAUCGUUUAAAUCAACUCUACAUCUUCAUCAUCAUCAUAAUCAUCAUCAUUUAAAUGAACCAUCGUUUUCAUCAUGUAAAUGAACUUUCAUCAUUUAAAUUAACUAUCAUCAUCUUCGUCGUCACCAUUAUAAACUAACCUGCAGUGCAGAACAGCCCGACCGGCUGAGACUGCAACAACAAUGUGAACAUGAACAACAACACCAGCUCUCUUUAAUGGCUAAAGAGACUGGAGAAGAAUGUGCCCUCUUAGAGGAGUGUUUCCCAUUUAGAGAAGCAGUGGUAACACACACACAAACACACACACACACACACACACACACACACACACACACACACACACACACACACACACACACACACACACACACACACACACACACACACACACACACACACACACACACACACACACACACACACACACACACACGGUGAGAAGCAUUAGUAUACAUAGUCUAAGGAGUAGAAAUGGAACAUACAUCAUUUACCACAGAUGUAAAGUGAAAAAUGAAAAGGAAAGAACAGAGGUGAGAGAGACAAAAAGAUGCUUUGGGUCAACUGGCACAAAACCAGUCUGCAAGUGUCAUCACUAGAUGGCCAUGCUAGAGAGGACCAAAUUGGCUAUAUCAUCAGCAGUUCAAGUACGUUAGCUGUUUGUUAUUAAUGGAGUGUUAGGGUUAAGGGGUAAGGUAAAUGAUAAAGGGUUGAGGUUUGGGUUAGUUAAAGUGGAAUUUCUGGCUAAAAAAAACACUUAACCUUUGUCCUCUCUAGCAUGGCUACGUAGUGACAACUAUCUGCAAGCUGCCAUAGGAGGUUUUAAUCAUUCUAUUACCUUAUAAUCUUAUGCUUCCGGCAAAAGUACAAUUUUUUCCAAGCGUUGUUUCCAACUUUGUAUUUAUCAAAGUGUUUACAUUCAGAUGUGAAAAACAUAAUAUUUUUGUUGUUUUGUAUUUUGCUUCGUUUUCCAUACACCCAGAGGUCUUUCCAUACACCCAGAGGUCUUUCCAUACACCCAGAGGUCUUUCCAUACACCCAGAGGUCUUUCCAUACACCCAGAGGUCUUUCCAUACACCCAGAGGUCUUUCCAUACACCCAGAGGUCUUUCCAUACACCCAGAGAGCUUUCCAUACACCCAGAGGUCUUUCCAUACACCCAGAGGUCUUUCCAUACACCCAGAGGUCUUUCCAUACACCCAGAGGUGUUUCCAUACACCCAGAGGUCUUUCCAUACACCCAGAGGUCUUUCCAUACACCCAGAGGGCUUUCCAUACACCCAGAGGUGUUUCCAUACACCCAGAGGUCUUUCCAUACACCCAGAGGUCUUUCCAUACACCCAGAGGUCUUUCCAUACACCCAUAGGUGUUUCCAUACACCCAGAGGUCUUUCCAUACACCCACAGGUCUUUCCAUACACCCAGAGGUCUUUCCAUACACCCAGAGGUCUUUCCAUACACCCAGAGGUGUUUCCAUACACCCAGAGGUCUUUCCAUACACCCAGAGGUCUUUCCAUACACCCAGAGGUGUUUCCAUACACCCAGAGGUCUUUCCAUACACCCACAGGUCUUUCCAUACACCCAGAGGGCUUUCCGUACACCCAGAGGGCUUUCCGUACACCCAGAGGGCUUUCCAUACACCCAGAGGUGUUUCCAUACACCCAGAGGUCUUUCUUCUCCUUGAAAUGGGUGCCAAUGGAUGAUGCAAUACGAUUACUUAGUCCCUGUUUGUUCCGCAUCUCAUUUGAGACAGAAACACUUGAUUUGAAAAGCGGAACUGUGGACAAUUUUUACAGAAUCUGUUACAACGAUCUCUGCUCUUUGUUAACGUAGUAGGCAAUGUGUAUCAUAUUGUAAAUUGUUUUGUGUUUUUGUCAAGAAGUAAAAAUGAAUGUAUUUUGUAUAUAAAUAUUUUUUGGCAUACAGUAUGACUAAAAAUGGAGAAUAAACGAGAAACGAGAAUAAAAUUACAUGUUAACAUUAA